AUGAGGGGCGACAGGAAGAUCGGAGUGGCGAUCGACUACUCCAAGAGCAGCAAGAACGCGCUGGACUGGACGAUCGAGAACCUGCUCGACAAAGACGAGACGCUGAUUCUUCUCCACGUCCUGCCGGAGGGGGGAAACGAGACUGGGAACCAGCUCUGGUCGUCAUCGGGAUCCCGUGAGCUCUUCUUGUCUUCUCCGAUCGUUAUCGCCUCUUUGCCGUGCGAUCCUAGCGUCUGCUUAUGGGAUGUUUGUUCUACGCGCGGCCGCAGCUCUGAUCCCGUUGGUCGAGUUCCGGGAGCCCGAGGUGCUAAAGCGCUACGGCCUGAAGCCGGACAUCGACGUUCUCGACGCGCUCGACACAGCCGCCAGGCAGAAACAGGUUAUCUGGAGUUCCACACGCAUCUGUGCCUUCCGCAGCGCUUUCCUCUUUGUUCUGCGUUCCUGCUUAUUAUAUACGCAUAUCCUUCCGCCGUUGCUUCCCUUCGAAGUAAGGGACGCGCGGAAGCUGAGCACCGAAUGGAUGAGGAUUCCUCGUCUCUGAUUCCGUUCGUCUUAAUGUGGACCAUUUAUUUUUUCACUUACGGCUGGUGGAAUCCGGCCAGGCGAAAAUCGUGACGAAACUGUACUGGGGCGAUGCUCGUGAGAAAAUCUGCUCCGCCGUCGAGGAUCUGAAGCUGGACUCGCUCGUAAUGGGAAGCAGGGGUCUCAGCACGCUCCGAAGGUAUCUCUACUCCACAUCCAACUCGAUGCAUACGUCUCAAUGGAUGAACAGGACUGGCUGAACAGUAUCGGAAAUCUUCCGCUAACCGCAGGAUCCUGCUGGGGAGCGUCACCAGCUACGUUAUGUCCCACGCAUCUUGCCCCGUGACCAUCGUCAAGGACCCCGACUUCAAGCCCUGA
Spirodela intermedia is the source of this 900-nucleotide messenger RNA. NCBI's taxonomy places the organism in Eukaryota, Viridiplantae, Streptophyta, Magnoliopsida, Alismatales, Araceae. The record is from the annotation of a GenBank genome assembly.